GAGUCAAGAUAAGGAGAAGUGUUUCUUGAGAGAGGAGAUGUAGCGAUGUUAUCCUGAGAGCACGUCCUGUCUUGAGGUCCAUCAACUUCACCAUCAUCGGAGGAUCCAGAGACAGCAGCGUCUCUCCAUCCGUCAGAUAUAGAAGACACUAGACCUACAGUAUACUGUACACACAAAUUCGUAAUACUAUUCAUUAUCUCUCUGGGGUAUUUCCAUGCCACUAAUAAUAAUACAUUUACAACAAACAACAAGGGGCUUUGUACAGAAUGAGAAACACAAAAGAGUCGAAGACAAAGGUGUGAUGAUGUCGGCAGAUGAUGAUGAUAUACAGUGUCAGACUGGAGAAAACAGAGUGCAGGUGGUGAGUGGUGAUGUGUGUGCAUUAGGUCGCCUCAUGAGUGUCCUCCGAAGGUGCAGUGACUGUGUCAUGGAUUUCCUCUGUAAGUGCCAGUGUUUCCCCUUGUCUCUCUCUCAUCAA
Molecule: messenger RNA, 478 nt
Organism: Geodia barretti
Lineage: Eukaryota; Metazoa; Porifera; Demospongiae; Tetractinellida; Geodiidae
Source: the annotation of a GenBank genome assembly